Molecule: messenger RNA, 6611 nt
Organism: Austrofundulus limnaeus
Lineage: Eukaryota; Metazoa; Chordata; Actinopteri; Cyprinodontiformes; Rivulidae
Product: phthiocerol synthesis polyketide synthase type I PpsC-like
Exons: 6
Coding region: 84-6452 (2122 amino acids)
Biological process (GO): fatty acid biosynthetic process
Molecular function (GO): 3-oxoacyl-[acyl-carrier-protein] synthase activity
Source: RefSeq, a predicted model, not a curated record
UAAAGAUGCAUUGGAGCGUCGCUAAACUGCACUAAACACACACUUCAGAUGUGAGUCUAAACACAACUAAAAGUGUUUUUUGUAUGUUUUUUCUUUGCUCUGUGAAAAUGGCUGAAAGUGCUGCUGAUGUAAAUAUUUUCUGCUCAAUUAGGAUGGAGGAAGCAGAAAAUGGGAUUGCUGUGGUGGGAAUUGGAUGCAAUUUUCCAGGAGGAGAAGGUCUUGACAGCUUUUGGAGGGUUCUUGUCGAUGGGAGAAACUGCUGUGUGUCAAUUCCCAGAGAGAGGUUUGAUGUUUCCAGCUGGUAUGAUCCCGAUGACACCAAACCCGGUAAAUCCCGGACAGCCAGAGCUGCUCUCAUUGAUGGGUUUAAUGAAUUUGACCACAAGUUUUUUGGCAUCAGUGACAGUGAAGUGGAACAAAUGGAUCCUCAACAAAAACAGCUCCUUCAGUGUGUUUACAGAGCUUUAGAAAAUGCUGGAAUUCCAAUGGAGAAAGCCAAUGGGACCAGGACAGGAGUGUUUUUUGGCAUAAUGAACAGAGAUUAUGAAACAAACGCUGCACACGUGCACCCCAGUGUGAUCAACCACUGGACAGGAACUGGGCUUGCCAUGAGCAUUGCAGCAAACAGAGUCUCUUACAUCUUCAACUUUACUGGACCUUCUCUCUCCAUUGACUGUGCCUGUUCAUCAUCACUUGUUGCCCUUCAUCUCGCCUGCCAGUCUAUUAAACAAGGUGAUUGUGACAUGGCUGUUUGUGGAGGCGUAAGCUGCAUCAUUGAGCCGAGAGUGUUUGUGGCGCUCAGCAAAGCCAAGAUGAUUUCACCUGAAGGGACGAGCAAACCUUUUUCUAUCAGAGCAGAUGGUUAUGGGAGAGGGGAGGGCUGUGGGGUGGUCCUCCUAAAACCACUGAAAAAGGCAUUUCAAGACCAUGACCACAUCUGGGGAAUCAUCUGCAAAACUGCAGUCAACCAAGAUGGACACUCAGUCAGUCCUAUCACCAAACCCUCCAUGACACAACAAGAAGACCUUCUGCGUAGAGUUUACUCAGACAGUGAAAUAGCAAAUGUCCAGUACAUAGAAGCUCAUGGAACAGGUACUCAAACAGGAGACUCAACGGAAUUAGGAAGCAUCUCUAACAUCAUUGCUAAAGCCAGACCUCCUGGUUCAGGCACACUGUGGAUAGGCUCAGUGAAAAGCAACAUUGGACACACAGAAUCUGCAGCUGGGGUGGCCGGACUGAUUAAGGUUCUGUUGAUGAUGAGGCAUGAAACCAUUGUUCCAUCAGUUUUCUAUUCAGAUGAAACUUCUAGUGUUGAUGCAAAGACCCUGCGCAUUCAAAUUCCAGUGAAAAUUGAAAAAUGGAAAUCUUCCACUGCAAGAGUUGCAGGAGUGAACAACUUUGGGUUUGGGGGAACAAAUGCCCAUGCCGUAGUCAAACAGCACAUACAGCCAAGUGUUAAGCAAAGUAUCAACGAGCAGCAGGUGAAAUAUUUUGUUGUGUCAGCAAAAACACAAAAGUCUCUUAAAAUGAUGUUUGAGGAUACCAUUAAACAACUGGAGGCACAUAACAAAGUCGAUUUCAAUUCUCUGUUGUACACAUCAGCUUGCAGAAGAAGCCACCAAAGGCAUAAAUACAGAAAAGCCAUUGCAGUUUCAUCAGUAGGUGAUCUUAAAGAGAAGCUGAAGGUCGCUGUUGAUAAAAACGUUAGCCCAGCCCUGUCAGAUCCAAGAUUAGUGUUUGUGUUUUGUGGAAAUGGUGUCACUUACCACGGCAUGUGCAAACAACUGCUAAGAAAGGAGCCUGUGUUCAGAGAAAAAAUAAAAGAAAUCACACAUCUUUUCCAAACUCUGAGCCCUCUGAACAUCCUGAGCUCACUCGAAAGCGACUUUGAAAGCAGUGACUUUAAAAACCCAGAUGUUGUCCAACCUUUGCUGUUUGCUGUCCAGGUUGGUCUUUCCACCCUGCUCAGGCACUGGGGUGUCCAUCCUGACGCUGUGCUCGGACACUCUGUUGGUGAAGUUGCUGCCGCUCACUGUUCUGGCCUCUUGUCUCUGGAAGAUGCUUUGAAAGUCAUAUACUUCCGCAGCACCCUUCAGACCAAAGUGACAGGGGGGAAGAUGCUUGUGAUCAGCAACAUGGCUUUAUCAGAGGUAGCUUCUCUCCUCCCUAACUACUCCGGAAAAAUUAGCCUUGCUGCUUCCAACAGCCCAAGUUCCUGUACACUCUCAGGUGACCCAUGUGCAAUUGAUUGCCUUCAUAAGGAGUUAAUCAACUCUCCUAACAGUCAGAAUCUGUUCCUUCAUGUACUGGACGUCCCUGCUGCCUACCACAGUCACAUGAUGGAGCCAAUUCUACCAGAAAUCGAAAUAAAAAUUGGCUUCUUACAGGAAAAUGACCUUGAUACAGAGCUGUUCUCCACAGUUACAGGGAAAGGACGACAGCAAGGAGAUUUUUGCUCAGGUCAAUACUGGGCGAGAAACAUUCGUGAGCCAGUAGCUUUUGAGCAGGCUUUGAAGUCAGCAACUAAAGGAAGGAAAACUACAGUCUUUGUGGAAAUAGGGCCAAGAAGAGCACUGCAGAGAAAUAUCAUAGAAACAUUGGGAAACAAUACAGCUGUUGUUGCUUCAGUGGAACCUCAGAAAGACCAUGAAUCAGCCAUGUCUGUUAUUUCUAAACUGUUUGAGUUGGGCAUUCAGGUGAAUUGGAACAGCUUUUACAGAGCUUACAAGACAACGCCUUUGUUCUUCCCAAGGUACCAGUUUGAUUGCUCUGAUAGAGACAUUAUCAUCGGAGCAGCCCAGAAUAACAAACCAAGCAGCCAUCCUGUGCUCUGUCAAACCGGAAGUGAAAGCAAUAUUUUCAGUUGCAAUCUCACAUCUGAUGCCACUCUUUACUUAAAAGAGCACAAGCACAAUAACAUACCCAUCAUCCCCGGUGCCUUCUAUGCUGAGUUGGGUUUGGCUGCAUUCCUCACUAGUGCCAAACCAAAAGUGCCCCUCAGAUCAGUGCAACUCAGUGUCGGCUUUCACAGUCCCUUUGUUUUAAAACAAAACUCUAACGAAAUGAAAGUGCAAUUGGAACAAAAGGAAAAAGAGACUGCUUUCACCGUGUUUUCGUCAUCUGCGGUCUAUGCUUCAGGCACAGUGGUUUCAAAGAAGAGGCUGAUGGAAGAGCAGCUCAUUUCAUUAAGCUCCAUCUACAAACGGUGCAAUUCUAUCAUAAGUUUUGAAGAGUUUUAUGGGUUUCUCUCUCAAGGCGGCUUUCAGUAUGGAGAUGUCUUUCAGAAUAAGACAGACGUGCAUUAUGGGGAAGAUCUAAAGGAGGCUUUUGCAGCUGUUUCAGUUCCAGAGGAGCUACGGUCUCAUUUGCAUGACUACUCCAUCCAUCCUGUUGUGUUGGAUUUUUUGAUGCAGCUUCUUCCUGUUACUGUAGAACAUACCUUUGCAGGCAGGCCAGGAUUUCCUGCCAAAAUAGGCAGCCUUACAGUGUUUGAACCCUUGCAAAAUGAGAUGAUUAUCUAUCUGAGAGCAACUGAUGUGGGCACUGAUCAAUUUGAGGUUUGUGGUUGCUUUGCAGAUCAGGCAGGUAGAGUGUUGGUUGAGGUGAAGCAUGUGACAAUCAAAUACCUUGGCAGUCACUCUCAUGUAGUUGAGCAAUAUUUUUACCAUAAUGAUUUCAGUGUUGUUCCCAAACAUUUUCCUUCUUCUUCUUCUUCUCCUCCUCCAAAGGCAUUGGUUUUCUCUGAUGAUUUAGGCAUCUCAAAAGCUCUGCAACAUUAUUUGGACCCAAUAUCUAGACAUAUUUCUUUCACAUAUGCAAACAAUAUUUUAAGCAAUGGGUUUCCAUUUCUUCUGGCAAAUCUCAACAUCAAAGAUAUUGAAGAAAACUUUGACGAGGUGUUAUUUUUGUGGAGCAAAGAAGAUCUCACAUUACAGGGGGCCGAUGUCAUCUUGCACAAUCUGGCAAGCUGCUGUGAAAUUUUUCGCCAAAUAGUUCUUGAGUUUAAGCGAAUUCAGUUCUCUAAAGCAAUCAGAACCAUAACCUACCAAUCAUCUGACAUCACCGUAGACCACAUAAGUCCUGGUUUUGUUCUUGCUGGCAUGACAAGAUCAUUUGCUGCAGAGUUACCUGAUCUUUCUUUUCAACUGGUUGACAUAAGUGCCAUCUCUACUCAGGACAUUGAAGCGCUUUUUGAGGUCCUAAGAUCACAUCCUUGCAAUGAGUUCCCAGAGUUGGUGGUAAAGAAUGGGCUCAUCUUGAAACCUUCGAUUGUCCGCACCCCUCUGAAAGUCUCUGAGACUAAAGAGGACAGUUACAACUGUCCAACAUCUGAACUUUGCGUCUUUCAGACAGCUGAUGCACAUAAAAUGGCUCGACUAAGUGCCAUUCCCUUACACAGUGAAGCUGAUCCAAUCAGCCAUGCCUGUGUUGAAAUUCAACCCAGUAAAAUAUGUGUUCAUUCAUCAGAUUACUUCCCUGUCAGUGUUUCACAUUUUUCAUUUGGCCAGACACUGUACUGGAAUAAAUACUCAACUCAGAAACACAAAUUACUUGCUCUUGACUUCAGUGGUGUAGUUACAGCAGUUGGAAAAGAUGUGCAGAAACUCAAAGUUGGAGACCAAGUUGCUGCUUGUUAUCCUGUUGUGGCUGCAGCUAAAGUUCAAGUACCGGAAGAUGUAUGCUACAGAACCAAAAUGUUCCCAUUCCUUCAAAAAACACCCUGUGUUUCAUAUUUUGUCCUAAAUUGGGAGAUACUUCAUCAAACCUUGCAUAGACCCAAACAAAAUUUGGGCAUCAUUUGCACUGACCACAAUUCUGCUCUGGUGAAAAUCUUGGCACUUUGUGCUCACAAAUCUGGUUGGAACGUGAUUGUUGGUACACAGUGCAAUGGCUCUUUUGUAGAUGCCAGUCAAGUGGAUGCAUUUGUCAUUCUACCCCCAUUUGAUAAAUCCCUUGCUAUUAAAUCUGUCAACCUUCCAGGUGUCCAGCAUGCUGUUUUUAUCUGUGAAUCCCAGAUGCAAAAUGUGUUGGUUCAGGAAUUGUGCCAAAAUAUAAAGGAAAGUGUUUGUGUACAGACAAUUCAGAUGCAUGUGAUUUUGCAAAAAGGAUACUUGAAAGCACGAAGGCCUCACAUUUACAACUGGCUGAAGUCUCUGAAAUUAAGCAGAAAGUUUGCUCUUGAAAGCUUCACCUUUCAGAGUUUGAAAUCUGAAAGCAAGAUUCUCGAUUCAGAAAAACUGCCAUCGUAUUUCAGCUCAAAAAAGCUUCCAGUGAUAGCUCUGGAAAAAGACCCAAGUGGUAAUGUGUCUAAUAUCCCAUUGUUGCAAAAGAAAAAACAGCUUUUUAGAAAGAAAGCAGUGUACAUUGUGACUGGUGGACUCACUGGGUUGGGCUUUGAAACAGUCAAAUUCAUCUCUCAAAGAGGCGGGGGAUAUGUCGUCAUUCUUUCCAGAAGCAAACCGACAUUACAUGUGCAGCAAGAACUACUCACCGUACAGAAACAGUGUAGAAACAGCAUCACAAGCAUGGAAUGUGAUAUAUCGGUGUCUGAGCAUGUGCAGAAUGUUUUCACCGUAAUCAGGCAGAAGUUCAGUGAUUAUCCAAUAAGAGGGGUGUUUCACAGUGCAGUUGUCCUUCAUGACAGUCUCAUUGAGACCUUGAACAUAUCGCUUUACAAAAAGGUUUUCAAACCCAAAGUAAACGGUGUUUUGAAUUUGCACCAUGCAACUCAGCACUGUCAGUUAGACUACUUUGUGUGCUACUCUUCCAUCUCGGCAUUCCUGGGAAACGCCUCGCAAACAAACUAUGCAGCGGCCAACUCUUUUCUCGACUUGUUCUGUCAGUACAGGCGUAAACUCGGGUUGCCUGGACAGUCAAUCAACUGGGGAGCUUUGAACCUUGGCCUGCUCUUGAACAAAGAGCAUUUCCAUCGCUUCCUGGAGGCAAAGGGAAUGAUGGUGUUAGAUGUGGCCGAAAUUCACAAAAGCUUGGAAGAGUGCCUUGUGCUCAACCGGCCCCAACAAGCCAUCUGCAGGUUUCACUUCAGGAACAUCAGAUACAACAUCCUCUCUCAGAAUCAAGCCUUGACCUUGCGCCUUAAAGCGUUAGUUGAAGAAGCCUUCCAAAAAUCUAAAGAGGCAGAUUCUGAGACUAAACAAACAGAUUUGGUUUCACCAAAAGAAUAUGUGUUCUCUCUGCUGAGUGAGACCAUCAGCAUUGAUCAAAGUGAGCUGAGUGAGGAGUCCCUCCUUUCAUCGUUGGGCAUGGACUCAAUGCAGGCCAUGACUCUGCAGAAUCUAAUAUUUCAAGAGAGAGGUGUGAAUGUGCCUCUGGUGAAACUGUUGGAUCCCAAUGCCACAUUAUCAACAGUGAUCGCUGAACUGAGUGAAGCAGCUGAAGGUGGAAAUGUCAGUGAAGACAUGGGUGAUGCUGAGGUUUCAACAAGACUGUAAGAAACAAAAGAAAAUCAAAAUGUUCAAUAGAUACCUUUUUGUACCCGAUCAGUUUAUUUUUGUACAGAUUUUUCUUGUCAAUGUUCAAAUUUUUUGGUGCAUUUUUAGUGGCAUCACAUUUAUAUGCAAAUAAACUAUUUGUUUUUCAAAUAGAAAGAC